Messenger RNA from Hemicordylus capensis (graceful crag lizard), 4866 nucleotides. It is a transcript of the gene SCTR, whose product is annotated as secretin receptor. The transcript has 15 exons. Gene Ontology annotation, molecular function: peptide hormone binding; secretin receptor activity; G protein-coupled peptide receptor activity. The coding region runs from base 1013 to 2296 and encodes 427 amino acids. NCBI's taxonomy places the organism in Eukaryota, Metazoa, Chordata, Lepidosauria, Squamata, Cordylidae. Gene Ontology annotation, cellular component: plasma membrane. The record is from RefSeq and is a predicted model, not a curated record. Gene Ontology annotation, biological process: brain development; cell surface receptor signaling pathway; adenylate cyclase-modulating G protein-coupled receptor signaling pathway.
GUUUAAAGCUACUUACAUAUAUCGGCAAUUUUAGGAAGAUUUUAUUUUGAAGAACUGAAUAAUACUACAAAUGGGACUGUACCAUUAGUUACCAGGGUCAGGGAGCCGCGGGCUGUUCGACGACUUCGAAGGUAUUUGCGGGAGACUUGGCAGUUUUGAAGGAGGUUCCCCUUGCUCUCAGUUCACCUACACUCCCUAGGAAUGUGCAGUCCGGGCUGACAUUAGCAGAGAAGUUCUGGUCAGCUUGGAUUACAUUGUGCAAAGCUCUUGUUUUCUAGCAAGGAAUUAGUCCGUGCCCACCCUGCUUCUUCCAGACUCAAUAAUAGUAACUUGUUCCCCUGCUUUGAUAGAUUUAUCUUUGCCUUCGUAAAACUGAUGUAAGAGCCUUGCUUGUUAUCCGUGGGAACAUAAAGGAUCCAUCGUUCUUCGCUGACAUGCAAUGAUAACAAUGAGUAAUGGAAGAGAGAGGCAAAGCGAUCUGAAACGUGGACCACAGAAGUGCUUGUAACUUCUGGUGUUUUAGAGCACCAACCUUUCUGUUGCAGAGAAGCACUGAAGGAGUCGCUGGUGCUGAGUAGCAGAUGAACAGCACAGGCAGAAGAUGAGAGAAGACCUGAAGAAUCCAAGGCAGAGUGAGUAAAAGAGACUGAGAGAAUCCGCUGAAGAACACUCAAGAACCCAUUGGGCCUUUGGGAUGAUCUUCUGGUCCUGUUCCUGAGAGAUGAAAGAAAGAGACAGCAGGAGACCAUGUGGACUGUCCUAGUGAUUAUCCUCUCAUCUUCUUCAACACUAGUUCCCAUUACCACCUCCAAGCAGGAGUUUAGUGAAGAUAUGCCAUUUCCUGUUGAGGUCAACAUGGAGAAACAGAUCUGGAUAUCAUAAGCAUAUUGAUAGCGCCGUGCACCAAACUUCCUGGCAUCUCCAGAUAGGACUGGGAAAGACUCCUGCCUGGAACCUUGGAAACCUGUUGCAACAGAUCAGAGCCAUCACUUCAUCAUGUGAGAUCCAGAAAAUGAUGAGAAGGGAAAAAGAGCUGUGUGCAUUGACCCUCUCCCAGGAAGAAGAGAAUAGAACAGCUGAAAAUGAAUUGCUCAGGAAUUCAGGCAGAUGCACUGGAAUGUGGGAUAACAUAACCUGCUGGUUGUCUACUUCCACUGGGCAAACCAUUAGUGCCCCUUGCCCCAAAGCCUUCCAGAUGGCAACUGGGCAAACAGGGUUCAUAUACCGUAACUGCACCAGCGAAGGCUGGUCCGAGCGAUUUCCACGACUACGUGUUGCUUGUGGCUUUGCUGUGGAAGAAGUGAAUGCUACUUUAUUUGCGGUGAGACCAAGGGUGGCUUAUCUGAUGAAGUUGGAGAUCGUGUACACCAUUGGAACCAGUAUCUCCCUGGCGGCUCUGACAAUUGCCUUAGGCAUUCUGGCGUCUUUUAGAAGACUGCGCUGUACAAGGAAUUACAUCCAUAUGAAUCUCUUUGUGUCAUUCAUCUUGCGGGCCAUGGCAAACUUCAUUAAAGAUCCUGUGCUGUCUGAGGACACUGAUGAUGAUGUCUACUGUGAAUUACGCACGGGCAGAUGUAAGACUAUCAUAGUCUUUCUUAACUUUUGUAUUAUGGCUAACUACAGUUGGCUUCUUGUGGAAGGACUGUAUCUCCACACCCUGCUGGUUAAUUCUUUCUUCUCACAAAGGAAGUUCUUCUGGUGGUUAGUGGUUCUGGGAUGGGGCACACCCUCCUUAUUUGGAACUGCAUGGGCUAUAGCCAGACUAUUACAUGAAAAUAUUGGAUGUUGGGAUAUUCAACGUACUCAUAUCCGAUGGCUCAUUCAAGGCCCUGUGCUGGUGGCUAUUGUUAUAAAUUUCAUUCUCUUUAUUAAUAUUGUAAGAAUCUUGAAGAGCAAGCUUAGAUGGCCAGAUGGAAGGAGCAAGGAUUCCAAUCAGUACAAGAGACUUGCUAAAUCAACACUUGUGCUCAUCCCUCUCUUUGGAGUCCAUUACAUCAUCUUUGCUUUUUUCCCUUUCGAUACCAAGAAUGGCACCCUGGAGAUUCAGGUUCUGUUUGAACGAGCCCUAGGAUCUUUCCAGGGCUUUGCUGUGGCUGUGCUUUACUGUUUCCUUAAUGGUGAGGUCCAGCAGGAGAUUCACAGGAAGUGGCAGCAGUGGCACUUAAGGAAACACAUCUCUUCACAUAAGCAUCACAGCUCCACAUUCCAUAAUGAAGUAAGUGGAUUCACACAGGUGCUGCAGCUGAUGAAGCCCAGCCCACAUGAGGAAAGGAGACUUACCCCAUCCCAGAUUUGAGUAAAAUGUAAUGAGUCUAGUGCAGAAAAGCACUAAUUGCUCACAUGGAGGUAACUGGAAAGUGCUCACUUCAUCAGGCAUCAUGAUUACCUAUCAGAAAGCUAAAUGUGUCUCUUAAUUAGCUCUGCAUGGAGCCUAGCUUUCUGUGGCCUGAAUAUUAUUAUCACCUGAAGUAUUUUAUAGGGAUGACAUAUGAAGAUUCAUUUCCAAGUGGAAGAAAAUCCUCCUUCUCCUUGCCUUGCUUAUUUUAUCUUCUGAAUCCACCACUCUAAGAUACCAUUUUCUUUUAUGCACAGUUUUAGUGAAUUGAGUGUCAGAUUAAAAGACUUAUCUGAUUGUUCUAUUAAAUAUUGUUUUGCAUACAGCAGUUUGGGCAAAACAUGACUCAUAAACAACCUAUGGUCCUUGGAGAAAAUUUUGUGUUGUCUGGAGACUGUUUGUAGAAUACAAGCUUUCUUUAAAACAACAACAACAAAAUGUCCCUAAAGCACUGAAAUAUCUGUUUAUGUAUCUUCACACCAUCAAAAUAAGUGGAGCUACACAUGCAUAAUUGGCCACAGAAUUCAGCUAGAGACUUCAGUUGGCCCUGGAGUCUGAUCUCUCGGGUGUGCGGCCUUGGCCUCUGGAAGCUCACGUGCUGUGAUGGCCAGGGGAAUCUUCACCAACUCUCCUUCUGAGAAGCCUGUGACUUUAAGAACUUGUGGCUGUUGUUCAUCCAUUUGCAAUCUGGAAGCUAGACUACUUAAUCACUCUCUGUGAAAGACUGUCCUUGAUGUUUCUUCAGCUGGUACCGAAAGGAAGAGGAUAUCAUAUCUAUGCUCCACCUUCUGCCCCAAUUUCCUGUUAUCUUUUGGGUCCAAUUAAAAGGACUACUUUGACCCCCAAAGCCACAAACAUCAUGGACCUUGGUGCCAUAGAGAGUGCCUGCUCUUUAUAUCCUAGCAUGACCUCUUCAAGCAGCUGAGAGUGCCCUCUUAACCAUACAACUCUAUGCCAUCAACCAGAGAGGACUUCAUGGUAGCUGCUCCGUAAGUGUGGUACUCCUUUCCUUGAGAGACCCAACAAAGUCUGAGUCGAGCAUAUUUUGGACGUGUUGCAAGACUUGUUUGGCCCUAAUGUACAUUUUAUUUGCUUAUAGCUUUGGAUGGGUUGUUUCUGUAUUUUUAUAAACGUAUAAAUAAACAUGGAUAAAUGCAGUAGCUUGAGGUGAAAGUUUGAAUAGCAUCCUGCUCUGGGCAAGCAGGGCAAUUUCCCCCUGCUAAGCUGCCUAUCUGUGCAGAGCAAAUCUAUUCAUGCAAGUCUGCUUUUAAAUAUCAGGCAUAUAUGGUUGUGUUGUGUAAUAUCUGAUUCCACGAUGUCUUCAAUGUCCUGCCUGCAGACGUGCAAGAGCCACGUGUGCAAAUUAGCACACAAGCAAAAGAAGUCAUUUGGGAGCAUUUUCACUGAUAUGGGAAGAUAAGCCCAAAAACUAUAUUCAUGACACACGAAAAGCACUUUUGAGCUUCUCUUGUUCUAGUUGUGCCAUGGAAUAUUAGACUUCGGUGUAAAACUGAGGAUUUGGUAUUCGUAAGCAAAUCUGACACUCUGGAAUUUGGUCUCCAAAAAUUCCUGGGGAUUUUUAGCCCACUAUAGAAAGUAAGAGUCCCUCUUUAGGUGUGUGUUUAUUUACACUAUUGAUCUUGACAUGCUUAUUUUUCACCAGUGCCUGCUAGUUAGGAGUGGCUCACUCAUGUGCACACCAACUGAAUCUUAUUCAGUUAUUUGGAAUCUGUAUUGUACUCUGCAAAAAAACCCCUGAAAUAUAUCUAUAAUUCUCCCUUGACACUGUACUCAGGCUAUAUAUACUUACUUAUUUAGGUGACCAUUUCUUACAUCUGCCAAAAUAGGCUCCCAAAAGUAUUGAGGCCCACUGAAGAAAUAUAUUGUGACAUAAGCUUGCAUAAUAGGACUCUAUCUGUAUGAGCUUGGACACACACAGUAGCUUUCUAUCAUACUACUUACAUUAGUAAGUUCAGCUGGGAAAACUAUAUUAUCACCAACUGUUGUUGAUUUAAAUUAUACACUUAUGCUUUACAGAAGAAGAGUCACCUGUUGUUAUUCUUCUGUUCCAUAACUACUUGCUCCCAUUGUUCACAGGUUUGGGCUCACCCAUUUAGACUCCCAUGUUUCUGUCUCACUACAUGUGCUAAUUAACUUGCACAACCAGGAGGGCUGCCAUAUCUUAUUUUAUAUUGUUAUUUUAUUUUUAACACAUAUAUAUACUGUCCCAUAUAAAAUCUCAGGAUGGUUUGUAAUUUAAACUAACAGCAGCAAUAAUCUACUAUUAUUGCUGUUGUGACUCAGUGCGGUACUUAUCCCUUGCUUUAAGCUUUUCAUAAAAAUGGUCUCAGACUAUACUCUUUGCAAUCCAUAGCCCUUUGAUGCCACUGUCUACCAUCCCCCCCCUUUGCUCUAUCUCCGUGUAUAUAUAAAUAUACCUGCAAACUGAGGAUAGCACUUCAUGCAUCUGAUGAAGUGGACUUUAGUCCACAAACACCUAUGCUAAAAUAAAUUGGUUAGUCUUUCAAGUG